UCGUAUCCGAAUCUGUCAAAACGACGAUAGAUAAAUUUAGAGUCCCCGAGACAACUUUUUCCGGGAGAAAAGUGCAUAUAUCCGCUAAAUUAAACCUAAAUUUAACUCAAAAACAAUCUCCGCCAAUUUACAACAAUCCUCCCAAUCCCUCACCAAAUCUAAAUCACUUGUUUUGGGGUCUGGAUCUUAAAUAUUGAAUAAAGUUUAAGAAAUAACAAAAAAAAAAAACCUUUAGUGUUUUGCAUCUUUCGGCAAAACGCGCGUUUAUGAGGCAUUGGUGUUAUACCAAUGUUGUCACUUCUUCAAAUGAAAUUCCGAGCGUUCUUGGUCGUAAUAUCAAAAGUAUGGACGUGCAUUUGUUUUAUGUUCAAUCGGCAAAUCCGUGCUUUUGUACAGUAUCAACCAGUGAAGUAUGAGCUCUUCCCACUAUCGCCGGUGUCGCGGCAUCGUCUCAGUAUUGUCCAAAGGAAAACCCUAGUACUUGAUCUGGAUGAAACUCUGAUACACUCGCAUCAUAAUGCUAUGCCAAGAAAUACAGUCAAGCCAGGAACACCGCACGAUUUCACAGUUAAAGUAACAAUUGACAGGCAUCCGGUUCGAUUUUUUGUGCACAAAAGGCCACAUGUGGACUUUUUUCUCGAUGUGGUGUCACAGUGGUAUGAUUUAGUGAUAUUUACAGCAAGUAUGGAAAUUUAUGGUGCAGCUGUUGCCGAUAAAUUAGACAAUGGCCGCAAUAUACUUCGCCGGAGAUACUAUCGACAACAUUGUACACCUGAUUUUGGUUCAUAUACCAAAGACCUGUCAGCUAUAUGUAACGAUUUAAAUAAGAUAUUUAUCAUAGACAAUUCACCAGGAGCAUAUCGUUGUUUUCCAAACAAUGCAAUACCAAUAAAAAGCUGGUUCUCAGAUCCAAUGGAUGUUGCGUUGUUAUCGUUAUUACCACUUUUGGACGCUUUAAGAUUUACAAAUGACGUUCGUUCAGUUCUUUCGCGAAAUUUACAUUUACAUCGUUUAUGGUAGCAGGUUAACAAAUUAAAAAUUUGGUGCUGUGACACUUAAACGAAUUUUCGUUUUUUUUUAUUUUUUUAAAGCUAAGAAUGAUAAUAUAUAAAAAAAAAACUUAAAAAAUAAUUUUUGUUCGUAUUUUUAAACAAUAAAAAAAACAUAAUUUUUAUUUUUAAACAAUACAUUGCCGUUAAUGUUUAUUUUACACAUAAUUUUGUUAUUAUUAUUAAUUAAAAAAAGAAAAAUUGUUUAUCAAAUAAAUUUAUUUUCGAUGUAGUAUAUUUUUUUGUUUGGGCAUUCUCAUGUUUCAAACAUUGACUUUAUUUCUUUUUUUGAUUUGUUGUAUUUAGUUGUUCUUUUAUAAUGUUGUAUGUUAAUGUAUACAAAAUAAUAAAAAUAUAUUAAGAGUAUUUACAAAACAACACAAAAGAAAAAAUGUUUACUUUCGAAUAACAAAAAAAAAAAAAGAAACAAAAACAAAUCAACAAUAACAAAAAUGUGUAAGAAUAUUUAUUUACAAGAACUGUUUUUUGAUUGAGGUGUAACUUUAACACAUAAUCAUUUAAUUAUAUUAUAAUAUUAAUAAAUAUACAUAUAUUUAUAUGUAUUUAUAUAAAUUCAAUUAAUUUUAAGCCAAGGAAAUCGAACAGAAAAGUUAAAUAGAAACUCGGUUAAGUAUGGAUUCACUGGUUUGACAAUUUUGUAAAUAUUGUUUUGUUUUUAUUUUUAAUAAAAAAAUAUCUUCAUUUUUGUUUGUUACUUCAUAAUUUAAUAAUGUGUUUCUUUUUGUUUGUUUUCAUUUAGAACUUCAAAUAAAUAAAAAAUAAAACAGCAAUAAAUCAUUUAAUUGAAUCUAGUUAGAAUUUAGCAAAAAAAGCGAUACAAAAGGGUGUUAAGAUUAUCCACAGUUCGACUGUGCUGACUUAGAACAAUACAAACAAACAAAAACACACACACAUAAAAGUUAUAAAUAAAUACAACACACUUACAAUAAAAAACAAUAAAUUAUUACCAAAAAAAAGAAAAACAAUAAAAUAAUUAGUGGUAAAUUGAGAAGUUUUAAAUUUGUACUCUUGUAUUCAAUCGAUUAAGUGAAUGGAAAUCAAAUGCAUUGUUAAAGUAUUUUAAGACAGAAAUUCCGAAAAAAACAUGAACAAAAAUGUUGUACUAAAGUAUGAUAGUAAAAAUUAUAUUUAAAAAAACAAA
This is a messenger RNA of Eupeodes corollae, 2211 nucleotides long. It is a transcript of the gene Dd, whose product is annotated as CTD nuclear envelope phosphatase 1 homolog. The transcript is spliced from 6 exons. Bases 289 to 1020 code for a protein of 243 amino acids. The record is from RefSeq and is a predicted model, not a curated record. Lineage: Eukaryota; Metazoa; Arthropoda; Insecta; Diptera; Syrphidae. Gene Ontology annotation, molecular function: protein serine/threonine phosphatase activity.